AUGGCACAACUCGACAAUGUUCUCAUACAGGACCCAUCGCUGGAAAAUGCUUCUUUCGACCAAUUGCGUUCGCGCUUCGCGGCCUGGCUGGCGACUCAGGACACUGAUGACCCAGACGGAAGCAAAAACCUCCCACUACAACGCUUCAAGAACUUCGUUGUCAUCGACAACAGCGUGUUGCAGAGCACCAAAGACGCGCCAAGUCCUGACAGUAGGCAGGCUAAAGCAAGUGAAAGAAUGGCGCCAUACGUCAAAGUUGUCGCGGCUCAGCAUCUGGACGGGACAAGGCUCCCACCGGCAACGUCUGCAAGGUCUGGUCAGAAUGCAGAUGAGGGCAAACUCUUCCCUGGGCUCAUGAGAGUUUCGAUCAUCGAGUUGCGCUUGUUCUGGGAGGAGAGCUUCACAUACGAUCUCUUAGAUCUCUGCCCAAACAAUUUCACAAACGAGCCUGAUUGGUCCAAGCGAUACAAUAUGUUCUAG
Molecule: messenger RNA, 480 nt
Organism: Aureobasidium melanogenum CBS 110374
Lineage: Eukaryota; Fungi; Ascomycota; Dothideomycetes; Dothideales; Saccotheciaceae
Exons: 1
Coding region: 1-480 (159 amino acids)
Source: RefSeq, a predicted model, not a curated record